AUGUUCACUGAGAUGAGAGAAGCGCUGGGGAUCGACCGCUCAAUCGAUAUCCUCCAGCACAUCCGGGAUCUACCAGUAGCCGAGCAGCCUACAGCGGUAUCCAAGAUCCAGGAUGUGGAGCGUCGAGCAAUGGCAGACCAGCAGCCACAGCCUGGUCUUGUCCGACUGAUGGAGUAUCUCGAGUCACGCGGACUCCGCCGGGCCCUCUGCACGCGCAACUUUGAGACACCUGUCAAGAAUCUUCUUGACAAUCAUCUUUCUGCCCAUGUAUUCCUGCCAAUUAUUACACGGGAUACGCCCAAUCUGCUGCCCAAGCCUGACCCUGCCGGUAUCUUGCAUAUUGCAAGUGAGUGGGGACUGGGUAAUGCGGAGAACAUGAUUAUGGUCGGUGAUAGUAUUGAUGAUAUGACUUCUGGUCACAUGGCUGGUGCUGCGACGGUGCUGCUUGUGAACGAGAGAAAUGGGCAUUUGGGGGAACACCCGCACACGGAUCUCUGCAUUUCGCAGCUGGAUGAUUUGGUGGGAAUUCUGGAGGAGGGAUUCCUCGGAACGAGGGAAAAUGAGGUAGAGUGA
This is a messenger RNA of Penicillium olsonii, 573 nucleotides long. The record is from the annotation of a GenBank genome assembly. NCBI's taxonomy places the organism in Eukaryota, Fungi, Ascomycota, Eurotiomycetes, Eurotiales, Aspergillaceae.